CUCUGGAAUUGACGUGCUGCUUACUGACGCGAUGGGGUACGGGCAAUCGUGGCUCUUCCGGUACCCGGCGCCCGCGCUGCUGCCGUCGGCGCCGGUGGCCGAGCCACCCAAGACGUCGACGCCCAAACGCUCAAGCCUGCGCCGCCCGUCGUCCGGCGACAUUGAGCCGAUCGAGACCACGUCGCUGCAAGAUCGCGACGUCGGCGCCUUCUCGCUGCAGCCCAUUGCCGCCGAUCGUCUACUCGUAACGACGCCAUGGGCGAUCUGCGACUUGCGCUUCCAGCACGAGACGCAGACCUUCCAAUUGUCGCCCCUCGGGGACGCCGCCGCCAUGGACGACGUGGAUCGGGCCAUGCUCAUGGCCGGCACGCCACCGGACGCCUCGUUCUUAUAUUCCGACAUUCUUCACCUGUCAGCCACCGAGCGCGUGCUGCUGCUCGUGUACCAAGAGCUGCACGGCAAGUGCUGCGUCGUCUUGCAGCCGGUCGGCAAGACAGCCUCGUCUAAGACACGCCAACGCUUGGAGCAAACAGACGUGCCACUCAAGACGGUGCCCAUGGCCGUCGAGGUCGGGAACGCCAGCUUCCACGGCGCGCUGCUCUUCCGGCACGACGCGAUCGUCGCGGUCGGCUACACGUCGGGCGCCAAUGCAGCGAUCGAGCUCGACGCCGAUGACUUCGCCACCUUCUUUCCACACCUCGUGGGCUUUGGCCACGCCGUGACUGCAUAUCACUCGGUGCGACUCGACGACACGCGCAUUAUCGCGCUCGGCUGCGGCAACGGGGUUGUGCAUUUCAUGCAAGGACCCGCCUGCCUCGACAGCAUCGGCACAGACUUUGUCGCGACAACGUUUGAGAUUGAUGGCCCCGUCUCGGACAUUAAUGUCUGCAGCCCGCGACGCACAGACGACAGCACCGGCGUCACGUGCAUGGCGCUCGUGAGCGGGAGCAUCGGUUAUGCUGUCGUCUACGCCAAUCCGUUUGACGCGUCGGCGUCUCCGUCGCUCUUGCCCGACUCGGACUACUACGACAGCAUUCUCUGCUGCGCCUCGGCCGACGUGGACUUUGAUGGCGACAUGGAGCUUCUCCUCGGGUCGUUUAGCAAUGCGCUCGUCGCGUACAAGUCGACGACGUCGCGUGACGGCGGGCGCAGCUGGCGCCUCGAACCGCGGACCAAGUGGGACUUUUUCUCUUUGGCCCCGUCUACUCGAUUGUGGUCCAAGACAUGAAUGGCGACGGCGUCGACGAGAUUGUGAUUGCGUCGACGGAUGGCAUCCACGUGCUCGAGCCCGACUGCGACCUCGUCUUGGCCAAAGUGCAAGCCGUGCUGUCGCUGCUGCAGAACUAAGCGACGCGAAAUACCAGAAAUACCAAAAAAUCGGAGGAGCAAC
This is a messenger RNA of Saprolegnia parasitica CBS 223.65, 1390 nucleotides long. RefSeq lists its product as hypothetical. Gene Ontology annotation, biological process: actin filament organization; negative regulation of TORC1 signaling; cellular response to amino acid starvation. Gene Ontology annotation, cellular component: lamellipodium; KICSTOR complex; actin cytoskeleton. The transcript has 5 exons. The record is from RefSeq and is a predicted model, not a curated record. Lineage: Eukaryota; Oomycota; Saprolegniomycetes; Saprolegniales; Saprolegniaceae. Gene Ontology annotation, molecular function: actin filament binding. Bases 32 to 1228 code for a protein of 398 amino acids.